Molecule: messenger RNA, 536 nt
Organism: Exserohilum turcica Et28A
Lineage: Eukaryota; Fungi; Ascomycota; Dothideomycetes; Pleosporales; Pleosporaceae
Exons: 1
Coding region: 247-423 (58 amino acids)
Source: RefSeq, a predicted model, not a curated record
CGGGACGAGCGGGAAGGAAGAGGACCACAAAACGUGGCGGUGUCCGUCGUUUUACCCGCACAGCCUCGCCCUCUUUCAUUUCGGCGACGUACGCAAUUUUUGUAGUUGUCAUUCCCCAUCCAACGCCUGGGCGCCUAUGUACACCGGUCCCCACGUGGAUCGGCGGAUAUCUAUCUGAUGUCUGCGUAAAAGCGGAGUCUGUGUUGGUCAGACUAUGCAAGGGGACAUCUACCCGGUCGUUGUUGGAUGCCUGACCAACCGCAAAAGCAAUCCGCUGGGUGCCUGAAGAGGCUCAGCCCGAGCUUUGCACGGGGAACCCACAAACUCUACAUCAAGGCUGAGCCUAUGGUGCUGCUGUGCAAAUGCUUAGAUCGGUGGCCAACUGUGUCAAAGGCAAGCAGAAUUUGCACCGGUGAGACUUGACCCAGCUACUAUUCUUAGGCUACAAACCCGCCGACAGAGAAGUGCCGACACAUCGUCGGUGAACAGGGGCGUCCUGGUUGAGCCAUGUAGCUUCUGCGGAAUUCUCCUACACU